AAUGCACUGCGCACAGGGGCUCCCGCAGACGGAAUGUUGUUGCUGUCACGGAGCGCUUCGGCACAAACUUUUGCAGACAAACCAUGACGACAAAGCAGCCUCAGUAAUAAUUAGAAAACCAAAUCGAAAGGUCUUGAGGUCCUUGUGUUGUCACUGAAGAUGAAUAUUAAUGAAAAGCUGGAAGGGAUGCUGCUGAAGUGCAGUAGGGCGGAGGAUCUGCACCCAUCCUCCGGAGUCCUGGGGUCCCCUGGUGUCAACGGAAGACGAGGCGUUAGAGGAGGAGGCGCAGGAGGAGGGGCGUUAAUGGAGAUUGGACUGGGUGAUCACACAUUGACUCACCAAGCCCUACUCAGCCAGCAUGAGAGGGAGGAGCAAGACCUGGCAGAGAGGCCAGUCCCAGCUCAUGACUUCAUUCCACAUGAUGAGCUGAUGGUCCAUACAGAGAUGGUGAAAAAUGAUGGCGAAGAGGAUGCAGCACUUUCCAAUAGACUUUCCCAGAAGUUGUCAUACCCUCUUCACCUACCUGUCCACAUUAAACAAGAGAUAAAUGUGUCUGAUACAGCCAUGCAGACAAAUAAGGAAAAGAAGCAGACAAAAGAACUUGAUGAUUUUCCUCGGAAAAAGAAAAGGAAACAUCGUUCUCCAGCAAAGAUUCUUACCAUUAAUGAGGAUGGCUCACUGGGUCUUCAGACCCCCAAGUCUCACGUUUGUGAACAUUGCAGUGCUGCCUUCCGGACCAACUACCACCUGCAGAGGCAUUUCUUCAUCCAUACUGGGGAGAAGCCCUUUCAGUGCAGCCAGUGUGACAUGCGCUUCAUUCAGAAGUACCUGCUUCAGAGGCACGAGAAGAUCCAUACUGGUGAAAAACCCUUCCGCUGCGAUGAGUGUGGAAUGAGGUUCAUCCAGAAGUAUCACAUGGAGAGGCACAAGAGAACUCACAGUGGAGAAAAGCCCUACCAGUGUGAUUACUGCCAUCAGUACUUUUCGAGGACUGAUCGUGUUUUGAAACACAAGCGCAUGUGCCAUGAGAUCAGGAACAGGAAGGCUACUAAAGAUGGACACUCGGGCAGCCAGGAAGACAUGAGUUUCCCCUUCUCUAUAAAAGAGUGCUCACUUCCAAAAAAGAAAAGGCAGAAGUCCAGCGAGAAGCCAUCUCGGGGGUCUGGAACAGGGUCCGAGAAAGCAGAUACUGAGGAUAAAACAGCUGUAAAGCCAUGCAGGAAUGAGGAAUGUCUGCCGCUAUAUGCAGUCACCUCUAAGGUGAAGGACGAAUACAUGGUGGCUGAAUAUUCUGUGGAACUACCCCAGCUAUCAGCUGGAGGCCGGCAGUCGGGGGAUUCGUCCUCAGAGGAGAUACAUUCCCCCAAGCUUGUUUUGAAGAAGGUUCCAUGCAAAAAGAAUCAGAAGGAGGCUGAGGAGCAACCUCAAGAUCUCUCCCCCUUAUCAUCUUUUCAGGAGGGGAAAGUGACCAGAUACACCUUUGAAAUUGUAGAUAAACAAAGCCUUCUGGAAUCGGAGUGCAACACAGACUUGGACCCAGCUGAUACACUUCCAGAGGAGUCACCUAAGCCUGUAGUGAGCAGCACAAACUAUGAUGAUGCCAUGCAGUUUUUGAAGAAGAAAAGGUAUCUGCAAGCAGCUGCUUCUGCUAAUAGCCGAGACUACGCCCUUAACGUGGGGAGCAUUGCAUCCCAGACUUCGGUCACACAGACCGCUGUGGCCAGUGUUAUGGAAACUAGUGUCUCUAGUGCCAUUCUGGACACUCAAACUAUAAAUGUUGAAAUAAAGGGUGGCAAUGACAAGAACGUUCUCCCAGAUGAAGUCCUACAAACCCUCUUGGAUCAUUACUCCAGCAAGACUAAUGGCCAGUCUGAGAUCUCUUUCUCUGUGGCUGACACAGAAGUGACUUCCAGCAUAUCCAUCAACUCGUCAGAUGUGUCCGAGGGUAGCCAGACAGAAGCCAUGGGGACAACUCCAGCAGGACCCCCACAAGAGAAGGCCAGCAUGUUACAAGAGUAUUCAAAGUUUCUCCAGCAAGCCUUGGAAAGAACCAGCCAGAAUGAUACAUAUUUGAACAGCCAGAAUCUCCCCUUUGUGACUGAAAGUCAGAACCUUACAAGCCAGCCACUGUUUCCCACCCUUGAUAAAUUCAACUCCAGCAGCCGACUUCGGCUUGGGAUGAACUCUCCUUUGAGGUCCUCUGACAAGGCUAAUUUUGGGCUUUUAGUUGGUGACUCUCAGCACCCUUUCGCAUUUUCAGGAGAGGAAAGGAAUCCAUCCUCUGUAUCCCCAACAGAGGACUUUCUGGAGCAAGUAAAUUCAAAAAAGGCAGAGACUCAAGCAGUCCAUCAGGUCUUUCAGAUGGGUGCUUUUGAACAGAACUUCCGCUCGCAGUUUCAAAACCCUCGAGCUGGAAUCUGUUCCCAGUUUAGUGUUGGCAAUGCGCAGGUGAAUGUGCGUGCACAUGGGGGUGCGGAUUUCUCAGAAUUCCCUUUGGUUAGUGUGACCGAGACCAGAACUCCACUAACUUCAUCCCCAGAUGCCACCAGCAGUCAAAGUUUUGGCUAAAGAACGUCACUGGUAUCUUCAGUAAUUUGAAAGGCACUUUAUAUCCACAUCCUUUGUAUUAUGCCAGUUUGGGCUGCACUGUAUUUCUCAAUAAGAAUUCAUUUUAGUUUAUGAAUGUGUGCAUUGACACUGUGUGUGUAUUUGUAUGUAUGUAUUGUAUGUGUGCACACAUUUUAUACACUUAUAUGAACUAUGGUAAUGUUAUAGUUCAGCACCUUAUGAAAUAAUUCCUUCAGAAUGUGAUAUGUAACCAUACUAUUUCAGGCCCUUCAUGGCUGGGGGUGUCCAUAAGACCGGUUCUUGACAGCUUCAUGUGAUUUACAGUGCGGUCUUACAUCAGUCUUCUGGUUAAAAAAAAAAAAAAAAAGCAGUGCAGUAUGAGAUCAUGUUGGUUGAGAUGUGUAUCUCCUUGAGGCAAAAGGCCCACACCAACCUUGAAGGGCUGGACACCGGCACAAUUGUUGUCAUGU
This is a messenger RNA of Scleropages formosus (Asian bonytongue), 3038 nucleotides long. RefSeq names its product zinc finger protein 148 (gene znf148). The transcript is spliced from 8 exons. The record is from RefSeq and is a predicted model, not a curated record. Gene Ontology annotation, molecular function: RNA polymerase II cis-regulatory region sequence-specific DNA binding; DNA-binding transcription factor activity, RNA polymerase II-specific. NCBI's taxonomy places the organism in Eukaryota, Metazoa, Chordata, Actinopteri, Osteoglossiformes, Osteoglossidae. Bases 160 to 2568 code for a protein of 802 amino acids. Gene Ontology annotation, biological process: regulation of transcription by RNA polymerase II.